This is a messenger RNA of Nicotiana attenuata, 879 nucleotides long. RefSeq lists its product as uncharacterized. The coding region runs from base 1 to 879 and encodes 292 amino acids. The record is from RefSeq and is a predicted model, not a curated record. The transcript has 3 exons. NCBI's taxonomy places the organism in Eukaryota, Viridiplantae, Streptophyta, Magnoliopsida, Solanales, Solanaceae.
AUGAAAGCAAGAAAGGAGAGCAAGAGGGUAAUGUAUGAUCCAAAAUGGAAAAAGGUGGUUUGGCAACUUAACAUCGUCUUUGAAAAUGUAUAUAAGUUUAGGGAAGUUGUCACCAGGUAUGCAAUAGAAAGAGGUUGUGAGCUCGAGAAGAUUACAAAUGAUAAAAACAGUGUUAGGGUAAAAUGCAAAACUAGUGGAUGCCCUUGGUUGUUGUUUGCAAGCAGAGAGCCCAAAUCUGUUGAUUUCAUUAUCAAAACUUAUAAUCCUAGGCAUAACUACAACAAGACCAACACAAAUUCAAUGUGCAAUACCAAGUAUCUUGCAAAGUACUAUAGAAGCUUGGAAACAAGUAUUGAAAGAAGUGAUGGGGAUCAUGUGAAGGAGUUUGGCAGGAUUUAUGAUUAUAGAGAUGUGCUCCUUCAAUCAAAUCCAGGAAGUACAUGUGUGGUAAAAGUGACAGAUUCUGAAGAUGAAAAAAAAUUAUUUCACUCCUUCUAUAUUUGCUUUGCAGCAAUGAAAAGGAGAUUUAUUGAAGGGUGCAGAAAAUGUAUUGGGUUAGAUGGUUGUUUCUUGAAGGGAAUAUCUAAAGGAGAGCUAUUUGUUGCUAUUGCAAAGGAUGGGAACAACCAAAUAUUUCCAAUAGCAUGGGCUAUAGUUGGGACUGAAAGUAAAGACACAUGGUGUUGGUUUAUAAGGAUAUUGAAGUUUGAUUCGGAGAUCAAUGAUGAAGGAGCAGAAUUGACAAUCAUUAGUGAUAUGCAAAAGGGUUUAUAUUCAGCAAUUCAAGAAUAUCUUCCUGAAUGUGUGCAUAGAAUGUGUGCAAGACAUAUUCUAGCUAACUGGCAACAGAAACGGAAGGGUAUUGAGAGAAGAAAUUGA